AUGUCCAACCUAGCGCGUUCCCCGAGCCCUGAGUUUACCUUCGAUGAUUCUGGUCGUCCAUUCGUCCAAGAGUACAGUUCGUCAAAUAAGUUCAGACCGGGCCAGAAAGUCAAUCUCCACAUCCCAGGGCAAGCCACACCUGAAGGGCCCUACAAGAUAGAGACCUCCGCUGGCGCCCGCAAAUAUACUCUGUGCUCGCUUGAUGGUCAGCAGCAGGUCAGGAAUGGACAGAUCAUAGACGAGGAUAAUUUGGCUGAGGCUUAGAGGGUUAUGCCCAAGUUCGAGGUUGAUGUAUAGCUAUGGCUGAUUUGAUGAGCUUUUUGAGGCUCUCGAUACUCUGCAUGUUCAUUGCGUGUUAUGAAAAUCUCCUUAUACCUUUCUAUCGAUUUAAUUGCCUUAUUAUUGUUGCUCUGCCGAUUGCCUCGAGUUCUGCGUCAGGUACUACACUAGUCGUAUUUGCUCAUCUGACCCCGAUCUACAAACGUUGACUGUUUACCUUUUAACAGAAUUUCAGU
Macroventuria anomochaeta is the source of this 515-nucleotide messenger RNA. RefSeq lists its product as uncharacterized. The record is from RefSeq and is a predicted model, not a curated record. The transcript has 3 exons. The coding region runs from base 1 to 264 and encodes 87 amino acids. NCBI's taxonomy places the organism in Eukaryota, Fungi, Ascomycota, Dothideomycetes, Pleosporales, Didymellaceae.